AGACAGGAGAGGGGGAAGGAUAGGUCAUGGCUGUAUAAAAUAAAAUAAAAAAAAUCUACAAAAUAUAUUGAGAGGGAGAGAGUAAUGGAGAAGAGGGAAAGCAAUUAUUACCUUUUAAUGUGAUGCACGCAUCCAUGGCAGAACAGAGAAGGGUACAGAGUACUGCCAUGACACAAGGGUAGAAUACAAAAUCAAAAAAAAAAAAAAAACUCAUUUAAACAACGAGCCGAACAAGUUUUCCCAGAAGAGAGAGGUUGAGUCGAGUUAAAAAUUGAAUUGUUGCAAGAUUGAGCAGAGGAGAGAAGAAAAGGAAUGGAGUUCAAAAAGAAGAGAAAGAACAAGAUAAAAAUGGGUCUUUUUUCAUUUUAGUUUGGAGAUUGAUUUCAUGGCAUGCAAAGAAAGCUAGAGUGGUUUUGAUAAAUCUUGAAGGAAACCAGAUAUAUAAUCUAUUUCUCUUGCUUUGUAGGUGGGAAAAUGUUGUCUUUAACUUGAUCUCUGAUUUUCCAAAACAGCUUAUUUGUCUUCUCGUUUCCAUACAGUACAAAUGCACUUUGAAUUACAGGCUAAUGGUGUUGUAGAACUCGGAGGUUUUGGUCCGAUUUGUCAGCAAGACAAGUGGAUAAAUCAGCAAGAAGGUGAUAGCUUUACCUUUGCAAACAACGAAAAAGAAGCAAUUUCUGUUCAUAUGAGAAGAAGCCAAAGCCCACCCACACCAGCAUCCACUCUCUCAUCGUCUUUCAACGGCGGUGCCUACGAUGCGGACGGCGGAGGUAAUUCCGCCAAAAACACCACCACCACAGUGGCCACCGUAGCACCACCUAAGAAUCCGCUUCUUCAACCGGUUCCUAGAGAAAUAGGCCUUACUCCGGGGCAUGAAGGUACUCAAAGAUGCAAUCUGGGAUUGGAAGAUUGGGAAACGAUGCUGUCAGAAUCAGCCAUCUCACCGAGUCAAGACCACUCGAUUCUGCGUUGGAUCGCUGGUGACCAUUCCUUGGGUGUCAAACAGCUGCUUCAGAGUGAGAUUACUGGUACUAACCAGGGAUUUGAUUUUGAAGGCAAUGCAGGGCCGUGGGUUGUUGACCAGGGUCCUGGGUUUGACUCAAUUGGUAAUGUGAUUUCAAGCGCUGCCCUGAGUUUCGGUGGUGUUCCUGGUUCUGGGUUUGUAGGUGCUACUGUUGGGUUUAAUACAAACAUCCAAAAUAUGAUUUUUACUUCUCCAGCUAACAAUACUGGUCAUCCCGUUUCUCUGCAGCUGCAGCCUGCUCAGUAUCUUGAAAACCAAGAUGAGAAACCACAGAUUUUUAGCCCACUUGUUUUCAUGGAUCAGGAACGGCAUCCUCAAAAUCCAAACUUUUCCUGGCCAUUACCUCAAGAAGAGCACCUCCUUCAGCCUUUGCCAAAGCGUCUCAAUCCUGGUAACUUGGAAUUUUCUUCUCAGAUCCCAAAACUCCCGUUUUCUGAUUCCGGCCAGGAAUUGUUUACUAGAAAGCAGCUGCAACAACAAGGGUUUCCUCAGGGUUCCCAGUUUGUUCCUCAGCAGAAGCCGCCGAUGGUGGCAAAAGAUGAAGUGUUGAGUCCAGCAGAGGAUAUGGCUCAACAGCAGCAGCAGUUGAACCAGUUACACCAGCAACAGCAAGUCACAUUGUUCGAACUGCUUUACAUGGCUGCAGAGUUUGUAGGGAGUGGGAAUUUUUCUCACGCGCAACGGAUAUUGGCGCGGCUCAAUCACCAACUGUCUCCAGUAGGUAAGCCCCUUCAAAGGGCUGCUUUCUACUUCAAGGAGGCUUUACAAUUACUGCUCAUGAAUAACUCUGUCUCUCCGCCACCACCGAGGGGCCCAACCCCUUUUGACAUUAUCUUCAAAAUGGGGGCUUACAAGAUCUUCUCUGAAGUCUCUCCGGUUAUCCAAUUUGUAAAUUUUACCUGCAACCAGGCUCUUCUUGAAGCUCUUGAUGGUGCUGAUCGAAUUCACAUUGUGGACUUUGAUAUUGGAUUUGGUGUUCAGUGGGCAUCGUUUAUGCAGGAGCUUCCCUUGAGGAGUAGAGGAGCUCCUUCAUUGAGAAUUACUGCCUUUGCCUCACCUUCAACGCACCAUCCUAUUGAGCUUGGGCUUAUGCGUGACAAUCUUACACAAUUCGCUAAUGAGAUUGGUUUAAGUUUUGAGCUUGAGAUGCUUAAUUUCGAUGCUUUAGUUCAAACCCCUUACUCUUUGCCCUUGUUUCAUUCAAAUCAAAACGAGGCAAUGGCUGUGAAUUUUCCAGUUUGGUCUUCUUCGAACCAGCCCUCUGCUUUGCCCAAUCUUCUGCACUUUGUGAAGCAGCUUUCCCCAAAAAUCAUGGUGUCUUUAGACCAAGGGUGCAACAGAAAUGAUCUGCCAUUCCCACAGCACAUUGUCCAUGCGUUUCAGUCAUAUAUAGACCUAUUAGAAUCACUUGAUGCCAUUAAGCUGACUUCUGAUGCUGUCAACAAGAUUGAAAGGUUCCUUCUUGUGCCACGAAUUGAAAGCACCGUGUUGGGGCGACUGAAUGCACCUGAGAAAAUGCCCCUUUUGAAGACUCUUUUAUCCUCAGCUGGUUUUGUCCCUGUAACAUUCAGUAACUUCACUGUAACUCAGGCAGAAUGUGUAGUAAAGAGCGCUCAAGCUAGGGGAUUUCAUGUCGAGAACCGCCGGACUUCGCUUGUGCUUUGCUGGCAGCAGAGGGAUCUUAUCUCAGCAUCAGCUUGGAGAUGCUGAACCUGAGUAGCAGCAUCAAACAGGCUGGGGAGCUUUUUUUCGUUUAGCAACUAACAGUCCAUCAACUCUAUCCUGAAGUAGGACUUAA
Molecule: messenger RNA, 2822 nt
Organism: Hibiscus syriacus
Lineage: Eukaryota; Viridiplantae; Streptophyta; Magnoliopsida; Malvales; Malvaceae
Product: scarecrow-like protein 22
Exons: 1
Coding region: 545-2734 (729 amino acids)
Biological process (GO): regulation of DNA-templated transcription
Cellular component (GO): nucleus
Molecular function (GO): DNA-binding transcription factor activity; sequence-specific DNA binding
Source: RefSeq, a predicted model, not a curated record